Messenger RNA from Quercus robur (English oak), 531 nucleotides. RefSeq names its product vignain-like. Gene Ontology annotation, molecular function: cysteine-type endopeptidase activity. Lineage: Eukaryota; Viridiplantae; Streptophyta; Magnoliopsida; Fagales; Fagaceae. The record is from RefSeq and is a predicted model, not a curated record. Gene Ontology annotation, cellular component: lysosome. Bases 1 to 531 code for a protein of 176 amino acids. The transcript has a single exon.
AUGGAUUGUGCAGUUUAUGUAGAGGAGAUGGGACCGUAUGGAAAGUAUAAUAUUGAAUACUAUGGAUGUGCUUAUCGGUUGCCAGAAGAUGGCUACAAUUACACUUCAACAAGGGGCCUAACCACACAGGAAAACUACCCUUAUAGUGGAAUCAAUGAAACUUGUCAAAAACAAGAUGCGUCAAAUUAUGUAGUUAAGAUUAAGGGCUAUGAGUACCCUGCGUCUAGUGAGACAUCACUGAUGAAAGCUGUAGCAAACCAACCUGUCGCUGUUACCAUUCGUACUGGAGGCGAUUUCCGAUUCUAUUCUAGUGGUGUUUAUGCAGGAGCUUGUGGUGAUCUGCGCGAUGAUGUUCAUUAUGUUACAAUAGUUGGUUAUGGUACCAGUGAUGAUGGUUUAGAUUAUUGGCUUAUUAAGAAUUCGUGGGGUACUGAUUGGGGUGAGGAUGGAUACAUGAGAUUCUUGCGAGGUACGGAUGAUAAGGAAGGUCUUUGUCUCAUUGCCACCGAAGCUGCUUACCCUAUUGUCUAA